This is a messenger RNA of Hyaena hyaena (striped hyena), 2504 nucleotides long. RefSeq names its product F-box protein 16 (gene FBXO16). NCBI's taxonomy places the organism in Eukaryota, Metazoa, Chordata, Mammalia, Carnivora, Hyaenidae. Bases 92 to 1102 code for a protein of 336 amino acids. Gene Ontology annotation, molecular function: protein binding. The record is from RefSeq and is a predicted model, not a curated record. The transcript has 8 exons.
GCUGCCAUGGCAACACCAGCGCUUAAGGCUUGAAGAAGGAGAUGAGCUCAAAGAGGUAUGGUGUUUCUUAUGGAAAGUAUUCAGUUAUUUCAUGAUGGCAUUUGCACCUCCAAAAAGCAUAGAUGGUCCCAAAAUGCAGACAAAGAUGAGUACCUGGACACCCCUAAACCAUCAGCUUUUGAAUGACCAGGUAUUUGAAGAAAGAAGAGCUUUGCUUGGAAAAUGGUUUGAUAAAUGGACAGACUCUCAGCGGAGAAGAAUCUUGACAGGCCUGUUAGAACGUUGCUCCCUGUCACAGCAAAAGUUCUGCUGUCAAAAGCUUCAGGAAAAAAUUCCAGCAGAAGCUCUGGAUUUUACUACCAAGCUUCCAAGGGUGUUAUCUUUACACAUCUUUUCUUUUCUGGACCCCCGAAGCCUUUGUCGUUGUGCACAGGUGAGCUGGCAUUGGAAGAACUUAACUGAGCUGGAUCAGCUCUGGAUGCUCAAAUGUUUACGAUUUAACUGGUACAUCAAUUUCUCUCCAACUCCCUUUGAGCAGGGUAUAUGGAAGAAGCACUACAUUCGGAUGGUAAAAGAACUUCAUGUUACCAAGCCUAAGACACCUCCAAAAGAUGGGUUUGCAGCUGCUGAUGUUCAACCAGUUACAAGCAGUUCUCCAGAGGACAAGCAGUCUCCAGCAUCAGCUUUCCGGUUCUCUUCCUCUUUGAGAAAGAAGACUCAAGGGGAGAAAGAACUCCCACCAUGGCGGUCCUCUGACAAACAUCCAACUGAUAUCAUUCGCUUCAAUUAUCUGGACAACUGUGACCCCAUUGCGCAAAUCUGGCAAGGAAGGAGGAAAAGACAUGAAAUGAACCCAGGUUUCAGCCGACAGCCCCAUGAUAAGAAAAAUAAAUUGCAGGACAGAUCUAAGCUAAGAAAAGCACAGUCACUGAUAUCCCUGAGUACAGAACCCAGCCCCCCUCUACAAGAUCCUGCUCAUCUCGCCUGGUCUCCUCAUCAGUGGGCAGGGCUGCCAGCCACCGAAGCAGCAAAGAAAAUCCUUACACAGCAUCUCCAGAGGCACUCUGGGCUUCAGGCAGUACCCAGCCAGGCUCAGAUCUGAAGUCAAUUUAAACAUGUGAAAGGAUUUUGAAUGAAAUGACAAGGUGCUCUUGGAGAGUUGGAUGUUACUUGGCUCAUCUAUUAGAAAUUUUCCACUUAGGCACCUUCUUGGGAUAGUGAGUUCUAUAGUAUUUCAGUAAAAAGUAUUCAUGGCAUAAGUGCUGACAUAUUUACAAACUUAGAUACAAGUGUGAUGAUAGAUACCAUGGGGUUGAUAAAGGGCCACAGGCUAGCAGGGAUGGUGAUAGUGGGUGUAUGGGGUAGGGUCCCAGAAGGAUACAGACAGCACACUCCCCAGGCUACUUGAGCAGUUUCAUGAAGGGGCUGUUCACCAUGGGGUCUAGUUGGCUAGGGCUGCCAUAACAAAGUACCACUGUCUUCAUCUGUUCCAGCUGCUGGAACAAAAAUACCAUGUUUGGUAUUUGGAUUUGUCUCUCAGUUCUGGAGGUUCAGAACUCUAAGAUCAAGAUGUCAGCAGAGGUGGCUUCUUCUCAGGCCUCUCUCCUUGGCUUGUGUGUGGCCACCUUCUCCUUGUGUCUUCAUAUGGUCCUCUUUCUGGGCAGGUCUGGGUCAUAAUCGCCUCUUACUUUGAAGACUCAAGUCAGAUUAGAUUAGGGCCACCCAUAUGACUUCAUUUAGCUUAAGUUACCACUUUGAAGACCCUAUCUCAAAAGACAGUCACAUUCUGAGGUCCUGGGGGUUAGGACUUUAAUAUAGGAAUUUGGGGGAAGGUACUGAGGGGGGGCAGGAAGCUCAUAACAACACUGCAAGAAGGGUUAAGAGAAUCAAUAUGAGACGAUGAAGUACCUAGGAACUGGCAACAGUGGAAGCCUUUGUCAUCCUGUGGCUUGAAGAGGCAAAAGGGGAAGGGCCUAUUGUUCUAGAACCCGGGAAGAGCUGUAGCCACAGGAGAGGAGCCACUUACCAGGCUGUAUUCUGUAUGGUGCAGGAACACAGCCACUGCAGAAACCAAGGCCUAGUGGGGAAGGAAGAGGGAGAAGACCCAGCCCCUCUCACUCCUUGCCCCUUGACACUCCGACGGUGCUUGCCUUUGGUCAAACCCAUCUGGAAGUCAGAGAACAAAGAAGCCUGGGAAGAAAUGUGGCCAGGAGUGGGUGGAAGGGGUAUUAUAUGAGUAGGACAGUGAGGAAUAACCAGCACAAUGGGGGAAAUGUAUACAUUUCCCAAGAAGGAAUUAUAAUUGAUAGUCAAGCAACCAUAAAUGGGCAUUAAAGAGUAAUUUGGAAACAGAAAAUGUUACUUGGCUGCAAAAUGUUACUUAGCUGCGAAAGUAUUAGUCAUACUAAACUCAACCACCUACUCAUGUAACCAUUUCAAGGUCCCGUAAGUUACCAUUCUAGGAUACUUAUUUACCUAAGUAAAGCAGAAUGAUAAGAAAACAA